AAGUAUAAAUGGAGAAGCAGAGAAGUUUCUCAAUCAAACCCACUAGAUUCUUGCUGUUUUCUUUCACAAUCUCGUUCUCUCUAUUCUUUCUCACCUUCUUCUCCAUUUGGGUCUUCAAAGUAACCCCCUCAGUCCAUCAAGAAACCCAUCUUCAGUUCAACAAAUCUUCGCUUACUCUGGGUCUCAAACCCUUAACCGUUCAGUCUUUGACUGAUUCCGGUGGAAAUUAUUCGGCAGGUGAAGUGAAAAAUUCAAUUUUGUUUGGUGCCCAUUUCAGGAGACCUGAAAGUACCUCCGAGAUUUCGAAUUUUGAGGGGCUCCAAAAAAAGCAAAGUUUGCCUAAAACGCAAGAUGAUGAUGUAAAUAAAGGUGAUGCUGUAAAUGGUAAUCUGACUGUUUUUACUGGAAAUCUUUCAGCAAAUAGUGUAAACAAUUCAAUUCUGAUCGUUACUCAGUUCGGCAGAACAGAAAAUGCUUCUGGGUUGGCUAAUGAUUUAGUUUUUGAGGGGCUUCAGAGAAUGGAAAAUACGUCUCAAGCGUCAGAUGCUGAAAUGUACAAAGUUGAUGCUGUAAAUGGUAAUUCAACCGGUACCCUAAAAAUAGUGUUUGAUACUUCCCCGGGAAAAAUAGAAGUAUCAAGUAGUGAUAGGAUUGAAGAGAGGAGGAAAAGAAUUUGUGAUGUCAAAAGAGGAAGGUGGGUUUUUGAUGAGAGCUACCCUUUGUACACAAAUGCUUCAUGUCCUUUCAUAGAUGAAGGAUUCAAUUGUGAAGCUAACGGAAGAUUGGAUAAAGGCUACAUGAAAUGGAGGUGGCAACCGCAAGAUUGUGACAUUCCUAGGUUCAAUGCAACAAAAAUGCUAGAAUUAAUCGAAGGAAAAAGAUUAGUUUUCGUGGGUGAUUCUAUCAAUAGGAAUCAAUGGGAGUCCAUGCUGUGUUUGUUAAUGGGAGCUAUCAAAGAUCCAAAGAGGGUCUAUGAGACCCAUGGGCGAAGAAUCACCAAAGAAAAGGGAAAUUAUAGCUUCAAGUUUGUGGAUUUUAAGUGUACAAUUGAAUACUAUGUGACCCAUUUUUUAGUACAUGAGAGUAAGGCAAGGGUUGGCAAGAAACGGGUGCAGACAUUGCGUAUUGAUACUAUGGAUAGGGGAUCAUCAAGAUGGAAAGGAGCUGAUAUUCUGGUCUUCAACACUGCACAUUGGUGGAGCCAUUACAAAACAAGAGCUGGGAUUAACUACUACCAGGAAAGGGACCGAGUUCAUCCAACUCUUGAUGUUUCAAUGGCUUUCCGAAGAGCUUUGAUAACUUGGGCAUCAUGGGUUGACAAAUAUAUCAAUCCACGCAAAACCCAAGUUUUCUUUCGAAGUUCUGCACCUUCCCAUUUCAGGUUUUGCCCUUGUACUACCACAAGCAAGGUAUUGAUGAUUUUUCUCUCAUAUCACCAGCUGACUAAUUUUUCUGACAGGGGAGGUCAAUGGAAUGCCGGUGGCAACUGCAAAGAAGCUUCACGACCCAAUAAUCAAACAAGUAUUGAUUACCCUGAAAAGAACGUCAUUGCAGAGGAGGUCAUCAGGCAGAUGAAAACUCCUGUGACAUUCUUAAAUAUAACUACUCUAUCAGACUAUAGGGUAGAUGGUCAUCCAUCUGUAUACGGAAGGAAAUAUGAGAGGGGAUACACUUCACGUGUUCAAGAUUGCAGCCACUGGUGUCUACCUGGUGUUCCAGAUACAUGGAAUGAAUUGUUAUAUUUUCAUUUGCUACUAGGAAGAAGAGGGAGUUCUGCAGAAUGAAGUGAUUUGUAUUUCUCAUCUUCAACACAAUCUUUCAUUUCUUUUGCAGGCUAUCAUGUAAAUUUUCUUAUUUACCUUCAACUUGCUUGUAAACGGCAGCUCUUCAGUGUUACACAUCCUAUUCAACUGUUCAAUCUGUCAAAAGUCAUGUAUUGGUCCAAUUGCCUAGCAUGCUAGCCCAUGGUAGGCACCAAAUUUUCGUUAAUUCCCGUUUUACCGAUCAGUACAAUAAGCAUUUCCUAUAUAUAGGGGAACUCGAUC
This is a messenger RNA of Ilex paraguariensis (yerba mate), 2045 nucleotides long. NCBI's taxonomy places the organism in Eukaryota, Viridiplantae, Streptophyta, Magnoliopsida, Aquifoliales, Aquifoliaceae. The record is from the annotation of a GenBank genome assembly.